AAGACAUUCAGAUCAUGAAGAAAAAGAUGCCUCGUGCCUUGUCCAUUUUCUACGAAUUAACAGGGGAAGACCGAUACGAAGACUAAUGGCGCGGCGACGUCCUUGAACUUCUACACACCGUUUUAACUCGCACCCAACAGCAGAAAAGAAGUCCCAAGUUGAAGCUUUUGCUUCUCUCUCCCGAAUCAGAAGUUCUUCAGCAAUGGAGGACGCGAUUCACGUAGUCAAAUCCGCUAAGCCAGCCGCGUCCUGUUCAGACCCUAGGUACGAUUCCUGCCUCUCUCUCUCUCUCUCUCUCUCUCUCUCAUAUGCCAACUUGUGAUUCUGUUAGCGAUGCGUUCGAGUUGAAUCAUGAGAGAGACGAUGCUCAGUCGGUCGCCAUCACCUCCGACCGUGCUGAGAUCAUCCUCGUUCGUCACGGACAAACAGAGUCGAAUGUUGAGAAAAGAAUUCAGGGCCAUUUGGAUGUUGAAUUAACUGAAGCUGGGAGGCAGCAAGCACGUGCGGUAGCCGAUAGACUAGCUAAAGAAGGUGAAAUCUCCGCAAUCUACUCCUCCGACCUAAAACGAGCUACCGACACAGCAGAAUUGAUUGCAAUGGCUUGUGGUGGGGUGAAUGUUAUCAAAGAUCCAGAUCUACGGGAACGAAAUGCAGGAACACUUCUUCAGGGCCUUAAGAGAAGUGCAGCGCCUCAAAAACAACCCGAGGCUUAUCGAUCCCGCGAGAGGGACCAAGAAAUCCCGGGUGGUGGUGAAAGCAAGGAUCAGCUUUACCGGCGAUGCACUACUUGCUUGCAAAACAUUGGCUUGAAUCACAAAGGGGAGCGAGUAGUAGUGGUCACACAUGGAGGCGUGUUCGGAUCGCUCUAUCGGAUGGUUCACCCGAACGAAGGUAAUUCUGGACCGAGGAUAGAGAACACUUCCAUCGGCAUUCUGCACUUGUUUGGUGGGGACAAUUGGGUCGUAAAGUCCUGGGGCGAUAUUAGCCAUCUCAACCAAACAAAAGAGAAGCUUUAGUAGCAUUUUGAGAUAUAUGGCGAGAUCUAAAACAGUGUGAGGCUAAAAUGGCUAUUUUUCUUGACACUAGUUCUGUAUCCAUUUCGAUCUUGCAAAAGAGUCAUGUUGCAACUUAGCCAAAGUGUGAGAGAGACCUACUCAUUAGACAUUGCUUGACAAGCGACAG
Messenger RNA from Rhodamnia argentea, 1182 nucleotides. Its product is annotated as phosphoglycerate mutase-like protein 4. The record is from RefSeq and is a predicted model, not a curated record. The coding region runs from base 309 to 1016 and encodes 235 amino acids. Lineage: Eukaryota; Viridiplantae; Streptophyta; Magnoliopsida; Myrtales; Myrtaceae. The transcript has 6 exons. Gene Ontology annotation, molecular function: phosphatase activity. Gene Ontology annotation, cellular component: cytoplasm; cytosol.